AUGUCUUUAUUUCUCUUUGGAAUUCGCGACGGUGAUUCGACCACUAUCGAUCCGGUUGAUCCUUUCUCCGGUGACCCAAUCUUUGACGAUGCCUUAGGGUUAUCGUCAUUUAGGAGGAAUUCAGAUCGUGACUGGAAUACACCCAGGAAAAAUGAUUUCGCCGUUCCUAAUUUUAAGUUUACCGAAAAAAAUGCAGACAUCGAUAUCCGCGGUUUAAAUAAUGGGACAGUUGUUCACGUCGAGCCACCCAGUAACUCAAGUGUUAACGUGAAUGGUAAAGAUGAUAUGGAUGAUACUGCGACCGGAUACAUUCAUGAAAGUCGUUCCAUG
Messenger RNA from Acaulospora morrowiae, 330 nucleotides. NCBI's taxonomy places the organism in Eukaryota, Fungi, Glomeromycota, Glomeromycetes, Diversisporales, Acaulosporaceae. The record is from the annotation of a GenBank genome assembly.